AUGAAUUCUUCCUCUUCAGCCCAUCAGUGUUCCGGCCUUCGACUCCAACGAGAAACAGAAGAAGCUUACAUCUACGUUGUGGACGCGCCAGGGAUGAAAUCGGAACACGUGCAAAUGACGCUAGAACAAACUGAUCGGAAUGCUACUGUGAUUCACCUGCGUGAUGGAAGAAGAAAAAAAGAAGAAGAAUCCCCAUCCCCAAAUAAUGGUAGCAAACCACCACCCAGAUUUCACCGACUGCUAUCCUUGCGAUCCAAUGUCGAUGCCGACCGGAUAGAUGCCUGUGUGAUUGACGGAGUAUUGUCCAUUACUGUUCCCAAAUUGUCGCGACAGGAACAAGCGGCAGAGCCCUCAAAUAAUAUCUGUCUGCAAAUGACCAGGCGCACCGCAAAGGCGCAGUGA
Molecule: messenger RNA, 402 nt
Organism: Cylindrotheca closterium
Lineage: Eukaryota; Bacillariophyta; Bacillariophyceae; Bacillariales; Bacillariaceae
Source: the annotation of a GenBank genome assembly